GGAGAGGCGGCCUCGGCGUGCGUUUAUUAAUAGUACAGAGAUGCAAAGGAAAUGCAGAACAGGGAUGGGUGACAGCAAGUUGAAAAUGAAAAUUGAAUGAAAUGAGAAAGUCGUGUACAGCCGUCGUGUUUACAAUUACAGGAGGAACAGGAAGCAGAACGGAGAAUAGCAGGGACAACAGGAGAGGAACAGGGAGCACAGACACUUGACUUGCAUAUGCCAGAUAGAUGAAUACGAAUAGAGACGGAAGAAUGAAGAUGAAUGAAUGAAUGAUCAUCAACAUCACGAUCCGACGAAUAAAAAAUGGUGUGUGAAGUGAUUAAACCGCGGUUGGGUGAACGGGAGAUCCGGUGAAUGCAAAGAAGAAAUUUUUUGAACUGACUGAUUGAUUGCUGGACUUGCCACACUGUGAAGGCGGCUCAUCGGCGUCACAAAAGUGAUAGAUGGAUGGGACGAACGCAAGGAUAGAUUGGAUAGGAUGGAUAGAUUGAGGAAUCCAGAAGACUGAUGGUUGUUGGAUGGUUUGGGUUGCUGGACAGAUUACCCACGAAUACGAAAUUUUCUGGCAAGAAGCUAGUAGCCGGGGGGACGAUGUCAUCGGUGAAGACAUUGUUCAGCGAGGCCCAUGCCGUUGUUGCCGCUCGUCCAACGACUCAUCCUCGUCGCUGUCGGCAGGACAACACCAGCACGCGACCGAUCCGCACUUCCACGCCCACCACUGUUGAGCGUGUUCGGUCGGUUAGUCAGGGGAGAUCGUAGUGCAGUUGCGGACGGACAGUCGUCGUCGAGAAAUAGGAUUACCGCAAUCGUCGUUGUUCGGAGUCGGCGUCGGUCAUCGUCGGUCCAGAAUCCAGAUCCAAUUUUAGUCCCAGGACCAGGGGCGCCCGUGACGCAAAUUGAGAUGGCAACACAAGGCGCUAUUGCUCUAUAUCGAAAGGAAGGCGGGGCAGAAUAA
Fomitiporia mediterranea MF3/22 is the source of this 955-nucleotide messenger RNA. RefSeq lists its product as uncharacterized. The coding region runs from base 626 to 955 and encodes 109 amino acids. Lineage: Eukaryota; Fungi; Basidiomycota; Agaricomycetes; Hymenochaetales; Hymenochaetaceae. The transcript has 3 exons. The record is from RefSeq and is a predicted model, not a curated record.